Leptosomus discolor (cuckoo roller) is the source of this 2815-nucleotide messenger RNA. Lineage: Eukaryota; Metazoa; Chordata; Aves; Leptosomiformes; Leptosomidae. The record is from RefSeq and is a predicted model, not a curated record.
AUGGGGGAGAGCCCCCCUGCUGUGGGUGUGGUGCUGCCCACGGUGGGGGAGAAGUCUGUGCCUCCUGGGCGGAUCCGCUCGUACCCGAUGGCAGCGGGAGGUAAAAAAACCGGAGCCCCCGAAAAUCGCAACAAAGCUAAAACUCAGGAUGGUGUGGCCUUAGAGAUCCAGCCCCUGAAGAGCCAGGAAGGGGUGGAAAAUGAAGAGAAAGAGAAGAAGAAGGUGAAGGUGCCCAAGAAGGAGAAGUCUGUGCUGCAGGGGAAGCUCACACGCCUGGCGGUCCAGAUCGGGAAGGCGGGGCUGAUCAUGUCGGCCAUCACGGUCAUCAUCUUGGUGCUGUACUUCGUGAUUGACACGUUUGGGGUGCAGGGGCGGCCCUGGCUGGCAGAAUGCACCCCCAUUUACAUCCAGUAUUUCGUCAAGUUCUUCAUCAUCGGUGUCACCGUGUUGGUGGUGGCUGUGCCUGAAGGGCUCCCGCUGGCAGUCACCAUCUCCCUGGCCUACUCCGUGAAGAAAAUGAUGAAGGACAACAACCUCGUGAGGCACUUGGAUGCGUGUGAGACCAUGGGCACCGCCACUGCCAUCUGUUCGGACAAGACAGGCACGCUCACCAUGAACCGCAUGACCGUGGUGCAGGCCUAUGUGGGGGACACCCACUACCGCCAGAUCCCUGACCCCGAAGCCAUCCUGCCCAAGAUCCUGGACCUCAUAGUCAACGGUGUCGCCAUCAACUCUGCCUACACAUCCAAGAUCCUGCCACCUGAGAAGGAAGGGGGGCUACCUCGGCAAGUGGGGAACAAGACAGAGUGUGCCCUGCUGGGUUUUGUGCUGGACCUGAAGCAGGAUUACCAGGCUGUGCGGAACGAGGUGCCGGAGGAGAAGCUCUACAAGGUCUACACCUUCAACUCUGUGCGCAAGUCCAUGAGCACGGUGCUGAAGAACGGCAAUGGUGGCUUCCGCAUGUACAGCAAGGGAGCCUCCGAGAUCAUCCUCCGCAAGUGCACCAGGAUCCUGGAUAAGAACGGUGACCCCCGGGUGUUCAAGGUGAAGGACCGGGAUGAGAUGGUGAAGAAGGUGAUAGAGCCCAUGGCCUGCCACGGGCUGCGGACCAUCUGCCUGGCUUUCCGUGACUUCCCUGGUGAUGCCGAGCCGGACUGGGACAGCGAGAACGAGAUCCUGUCUGACCUGACCUGCAUCGCUGUGGUUGGGAUAGAGGACCCCGUGCGGCCAGAGGUGCCGGACGCCAUCCUGAAGUGCCAGCGGGCGGGGAUCACUGUCCGGAUGGUGACGGGGGACAACAUCAACACCGCCCGUGCCAUCGCCACCAAGUGUGGCAUCCUGCUGCCGGGGGAGGACUUCUUGUGCCUGGAGGGGAAGGAGUUCAACCGGCUCAUCCGCAACGAGAAGGGAGAGGUAGAACAGGAGCAGUUGGAUAAGAUCUGGCCCAAGCUGCGUGUGCUGGCCCGCUCCUCCCCGACAGAUAAGCACACGCUCGUGAAAGGAAUUAUCGACAGCACCGUUGGUGACCAGAGGCAGGUGGUGGCCGUGACCGGGGAUGGGACCAACGAUGGCCCAGCUUUGAAGAAAGCUGACGUUGGGUUUGCCAUGGGCAUCGCAGGCACGGACGUGGCGAAGGAGGCUUCGGACAUCAUCCUGACGGAUGAUAACUUCACCAGCAUCGUCAAGGCGGUGAUGUGGGGACGCAACGUCUACGACAGCAUCUCCAAGUUCCUGCAGUUCCAGCUGACCGUUAACGUCGUGGCCGUCAUCGUGGCCUUCACGGGCGCCUGCAUCACGCAGGACUCUCCCCUGAAGGCUGUCCAGAUGCUGUGGGUGAACCUGAUCAUGGACACCUUCGCCUCCUUAGCCCUGGCCACGGAGCCCCCGUCCGAGUCCCUGCUGCUGCGCAAGCCCUACGGCCGCAACAAGCCGCUCAUCUCCCGCACCAUGAUGAAGAACAUCCUGGGGCACGCGGUGUACCAGCUAACUAUCAUUUUCACGCUGCUUUUUGCAGGGGAGAAGUUUUUUGACAUCGACAGUGGCCGGAAUGCCCCGCUCCACUCCCCGCCCACCGAACACUACACCAUCGUCUUCAACACCUUCGUCAUGAUGCAGUUGUUCAACGAGAUCAAUGCACGCAAGAUCCACGGGGAGAGGAACGUCUUUGAGUCCAUCUACCGCAACCCUAUCUUCUGCACGGUGGUGCUGGGGACGUUUGCAGCUCAGAUCAUCAUCGUGGAGUUUGGUGGGAAGCCGUUCAGCUGCUCUGGGCUCACCCUGAGCCAGUGGUUCUGGUGUAUUUUUAUCGGAGUGGGAGAGCUCCUCUGGGGCCAGCUGAUCUGCACUGUCCCAACCAGCCACCUGAAGUUCCUGAAGGAAGCUGGGCAUGGCAUCACCAAGGAGGAGAUCCCAGAGGAGGAGCUGCCCGAAGACGUGGAUGAGAUCGACCACGCUGAAAUGGAGCUGCGGCGCGGGCAGAUCCUGUGGUUCAGGGGGCUCAACAGGAUACAGACACAGAUGGACGUAGUUUACACAUUCCAGACCGGCGCCUCCUCUUUGCAGGGAGCCCUCAGGAGACAGCCUUCCAUCGUGAGCCAGCACCACGAUGUAAAAAAUGUUUCUAGCCCAACCCAUAUCAAAGUGGUGAAUGCGUUCCGUAGCUCCUUGUACGAAGGCCUCGAGAAACCCGAAUCCAGAAGCUCCAUCCAUAACUUCAUGACUCACCCAGAGUUCAUCCUGGAGGAAGAUGAGCCUCGAACACCAUUCCUUGACGGCGCUGAAGACGACCCCGAGACUGACGGACUCAAAAAGCGAG